Messenger RNA from Fusarium keratoplasticum, 2268 nucleotides. RefSeq lists its product as uncharacterized. NCBI's taxonomy places the organism in Eukaryota, Fungi, Ascomycota, Sordariomycetes, Hypocreales, Nectriaceae. Gene Ontology annotation, biological process: protein localization to phagophore assembly site; endoplasmic reticulum to Golgi vesicle-mediated transport. Bases 1 to 2268 code for a protein of 755 amino acids. The record is from RefSeq and is a predicted model, not a curated record. The transcript has a single exon. Gene Ontology annotation, cellular component: cytoplasmic vesicle; phagophore assembly site; TRAPPIII protein complex.
AUGCCACAACCUCUCGAAGAUGAUGUCUCGCCGACGGAACCACUCCAGGCUUUGCCGGUGGCAGCAUCGGCCAUGAAAUUUCCCAAAGCGCGACAUUCUACCCCUAUCCUCGAGUCGCUGCCGUUGUCGCAAUCCGAGACCAACCUGGCCUUUCGACGAUCCAACCCCUCUGCCGCCUCACUCUACGCUUCUACGCUAUCACCGCCGGGGUCAAGAUCCAUAUCGCCAGCUGGCCGAGGUUCUCCAUCUCGAGUCCUCUCGCACACCGUUUUCGACUCCCGGUCCAACCGAAUACUCGCCGAGAAUGCGGGAGACAGUCCGGCUGAGCCACUAAGUCUGGUUUUGCGGGCAUUCGUUCCCCAUGUCUCCAUUUACACUUCAGAGGAUACGGAGGCUUUGAUGACGGAGAAAGGGUUCCGUCAUGGCCUCUGGGAACUUCUGCGACCGUUUGGCGAGGACGUCCAAGGCAAGAUCACGAUUAGGGAUAGUAAUGGGAUGAGCCGAGGGGUCGAGGGCUUUUCGAUCCGAUUUACAAGAUUCGGCGACAAUGUUGAGCAUCCAGACCCCACGGUGUCUGGCCUCAAGAACCCGGCGCCGUCGCAAGGGCAAAAUGGUAGCCAGGCGAGCACGUCGCGAGACAAGCAACUUCUGGCAGAUGUGGAAGCUGUCGUGGAGAGGCACUUGUCCUAUGCGGAAGAAUCCUUUGCGGCACCACCACAGCACGGCGUGUUUGCAAACCAAGACAUGUCAGAAGAGACAUCACCAUACUAUGCCCUAUACCUGCGACGGCUGCUGUCUGGCCUCCCCAUAUCACCCCAUGAGACUUUCUCACAUCCAGUAGCGUGUGUUAUCGCAAUUAGCUCGCGGAAUCCUAACCCGAUUGAAGAGCUGAGGCGGCUAUAUACGGAGACAAACCAGGGUAGCCAAAGGCUGCCAUUGUGGGUGGACAGUGACUAUCUACGAUAUUACGUUCUGGUGCACGACGAGGAGAAGGAUGACAUCACAAGGUCUAUGGGACUUUUUGAGCAGAUGAAGCGUCAUCUAGGCAUACACUGCCAUCUCCUACGUCUGCGAAGCAGCCAGAGCGCCGAAACAGACGAUGACAGCAUCCCGCUUCCUCGCAGCGACUGGAUGUCUGCUCGCGAGGAACUUGAGGACAUUCGGCGAAGUGAAGAUGAUGAGGACUUUGAAGAUCCCACGCGAUACAUAUUCGAGUCGGACGCCACCGCUAUUCGCACUUUUGUGCGGGAGAUGGUGGCACAGUCUAUCGUACCUACAAUGGAGCGACAUGUUUCCAUCUGGAAUGAUCAGGUUGCCUCACGGCGGAGAGGCAUCACAGGACGUUUCAUGAAUUUGUCAAGGAAAUGGGCGUUUGGUGGCAGCUCAAGGUCCUCAUCGAGCACCAGUAGCUCAAGGGAUAAUUAUAACAUGGCUGGGUUCUACUCAGCAGAAGCACCCGAAGCCAUCAUGCGAAAACUGGCCGAUUAUGCUUUCAUGUUGCGAGACUGGAAGUUGGCGCAGUCGACAUAUGAUCUUUUGCGAUCCGACUUUAGCGAUUCCAAGGCCUGGAAACAUCAUGCUGCAGCCAACGAAAUGGCUGCACUGAGUCUCCUCAUCAUGCCAGUGCAGAUGUCAUCGAAAAACAGGGCUGAGACGAUUGAUCAGAUGCUCGAGGCUGCCUUUUACUCUUACAACACCCGGUGCAGCUCUCCAUAUGGAGCCUUGCGCAGUCUAACACUCGGUCUCGAGCUGCUUCGCCUUCGAGGCGGGACAAAUAUUGAUGAUGCGGGUCGAUGGGGAGUCCGACUCCUCGAAUCCAAGAUCCUUGGUAGUGUUGGAGAUGCUCUCAUGAAGGAACGCCUCGCUAUCUGCUACGGGUCUAAAGAAGGCGUGGGGAGUUGGCACUGGGGAUCACGCCGUCGCAAAUCCGCGACAUGGAGUGUGCUCAGCGCAGAUGCUUGGCUUCAACAGUCAAAGCACAUUCAGGCGCGGCGAUGUCUGGACGAGGCACACAGGAUGUACUCGACAUUACCGCACAAGUCGGGUAUCACCAAGUUUGGGGCGGCGGGCGACUUCAUGGCGUCGCUGCAGCACAGUCUUGCCGAGUCUCCUGAUGCGUCAGAUAAUGAGAAUGAGGAGGGAGACGACGAUGAUAUUGAUGAGGAGAGCGAGGCGCUGAAUGACAUGCGUUCGAGGAGGCCGAGUGCUGUAUCGGGGGAUAUGUUUAGAGAUACGACGGCUAAGGAAGGGAUGGAUGACGGCACAUAG